AUGGAGGAAGACUCGAGCCAAUUUGCAGAAGAAACAACCCACAACAUGGAAGGACAAGAAGAUGAAGAGGAAAGAGACCCAGAGAGCAAUACCUUACACCAGCCACUCCUCAAAAGAAGCCGAACACUUUCCUCCACUCCACUAGCCAUGGUUGGAGCAAAGGUUUCUUAUAUUGAGAGCUUGGAUUACGAGAUCAAUGAGAAUGAUCUCUUCAGGCAUGAUUGGAGAAGCAGAACAAAAUCCCAAGUGUUGCAGUAUAUAUUCUUGAAAUGGACACUGGCAUUCCUUGUUGGGCUUCUAACUGGUAUUAUUGCCACCCUUAUCAAUCUUGCAAUUGAGAAUAUUGCAGGCUACAAGCUUCUCGCGGUGGUUGACUACAUAGAGAAAGAAAGGUAUCUAACAGGAUUUCUUUUUCUUACUGGGGUUAAUUUCCUUCUGACACUGGUUGCUGCUGUUCUGUGUGUAUGUUUUGCACCUACAGCGGCUGGGCCUGGUAUUCCAGAAAUCAAAGCCUAUCUCAAUGGGGUAGACACACCCAACAUGUUUGGUGCUACAACUUUGAUUGUCAAGAUCAUUGGAAGCAUUGGAGCUGUCUCUGCAGGCCUAGAUCUAGGAAAAGAAGGGCCGUUGGUGCACAUCGGUGCCUGUAUUGCUUCCUUACUAGGCCAAGGUGGACCUGACAACUACCGAAUUAAAUGGCGCUGGCUCCGCUACUUCAACAAUGACCGGGAUCGCCGAGAUCUUAUCACCUGUGGUGCUUCUUCAGGUGUAUGUGCUGCUUUCCGAGCCCCAGUCGGAGGUGUCCUGUUUUCUCUUGAAGAGGUGGCAACAUGGUGGAGAAGUGCCCUCCUCUGGAGAACUUUCUUCAGCACAGCAGUUGUGGUUGUGGUGCUCAGGGCUUUCAUGGAAUACUGCAAAACUGGAAACUGCGGACUUUUUGGAAGAGGAGGUCUAAUCAUGUUUGAUGUGAGCGGUGUUACGGUUAGGUACCAUGUCAUGGACAUAAUCCCUGUAGCCACAAUUGGGAUCAGUGGUGGAGUUUUGGGAAGCCUCUACAACUACCUUCUCCACAAGGUCCUCAGAGUCUACAGUCUCAUAAAUGAGAAGGGAAGAAUACAUAAGCUCCUCCUCAGUCUCGCUGUCUCACUGUUCACUUCAGCCUGUCUAUAUGGACUCCCUUUUCUUGCCAGUUGCACACCCUGUGAUCCCUCACUUCCAGACUCUGCUUGCCCCACCACUGGACGGACUGGCAACUUCAAACAAUUUAACUGCCCAACUGGCUACUACAAUGACUUAGCUACCCUCCUUCUUACCACCAAUGAUGAUGCUGUCAAGAACAUCUUCUCCAUUAACACUCCCACAGAAUUCCAUAUUGUCUCACUCAUUAUAUUUUUUGCACUCUAUUGCAUCUUGGGACUCUUCACUUUUGGCAUUGCCGUCCCAUCUGGGCUCUUCCUCCCUAUCAUUCUCAUAGGCUCAGCUUAUGGCCGCAUGCUAGGACUUGCCAUGGGACCAUACACAAACAUUGAUCAAGGGCUCUAUGCGGUCCUUGGUGCCGCCUCCCUCAUGGCUGGUUCAAUGAGAAUGACGGUUUCACUAUGUGUCAUAUUUCUUGAACUCACCAACAACCUUCUCUUACUACCAAUGACAAUGCUCGUUCUUCUUAUUGCCAAAACUGUUGGAGACUGUUUCAAUCCAAGUAUUUAUGAAAUCAUACUAGAUAUGAAAGGGCUGCCGUUCUUGGAUGCACAUCCUGAGAUAUGGAUGAGAAAUAUUACAGUUGGUGAGCUUGCUGAUGCCAAGCCUGCAGUAGUUACCCUUCACGGAAUAGAAAAAGUGGCUCGCAUUGUGGAUGUCCUGAAAAAUACUACACACAAUGCUUUCCCCAUUGUAGAUGAUCCACAAGUGGGGGUUGCAAUUGGGGCAACAGAGCUGCAUGGAUCAAUCCUAAGAGCUCACCUUGUUUUAGUGCUGAAAAAGAAGUGGUUCCUGCAAGAGAGAAGGAGAACAGAGGAGUGGGAAGUAAGAGAGAAAUUCACCUGGGUCGAAUUGGCUGAAAGAGAAGGGAAGAUUGAGGAGGUAGCUGUGACAAAGGAUGAAAUGGAGAUGUAUGUUGAUUUGCAUCCACUAACAAAUAAAACCCCUUACACGGUGGUGGAGAGCAUGUCGGUGGCAAAGGCUAUGGUGCUCUUCAGGCAAGUGGCGCUUCGUCAUAUGCUCAUAUUGCCCCAAUACCAAGCAGCCGGGGCACCUCCAAUGGUGGGGAUUUUGACCAGGCAAGACUUGAGGGCCCACAACAUUUUGAGUGCUUUCCCUCAUCUGGCAAAAUCCAAGGGAAGAGAAAAGGGGAACUGAAUAUCUCUUAACCGACAGACCGGCAACUGUUGCUUUCUUGG
Molecule: messenger RNA, 2396 nt
Organism: Cornus florida
Lineage: Eukaryota; Viridiplantae; Streptophyta; Magnoliopsida; Cornales; Cornaceae
Product: chloride channel protein CLC-b-like
Exons: 6
Coding region: 1-2355 (784 amino acids)
Biological process (GO): chloride transport; transmembrane transport
Cellular component (GO): intracellular membrane-bounded organelle; plant-type vacuole membrane
Molecular function (GO): nitrate:proton symporter activity; voltage-gated chloride channel activity
Source: RefSeq, a predicted model, not a curated record